This is a messenger RNA of Aspergillus terreus NIH2624, 3300 nucleotides long. Its product is annotated as rRNA-processing protein UTP22. Gene Ontology annotation, cellular component: small-subunit processome; UTP-C complex; CURI complex. Gene Ontology annotation, biological process: tRNA export from nucleus; rRNA processing. The coding region runs from base 1 to 3300 and encodes 1099 amino acids. The transcript is spliced from 3 exons. The record is from RefSeq and is a predicted model, not a curated record. NCBI's taxonomy places the organism in Eukaryota, Fungi, Ascomycota, Eurotiomycetes, Eurotiales, Aspergillaceae.
AUGUCUGCCCAUUCUGCGAAGAGGAGAAAAAUCAGUCCCUCCCCAACCACUGAUGAAGGCCCGGCCCCCAAAAGCUUCAAGAAUGACCGCUCCGUAGCAGGAGCUUCAGGUCAACAGGGGAAGAGUUCGCGGUCAGCGGAAGUGGCGUUGGCCAGCGGAUUCUACAAGUCGAGCUUCUUCAAGCUGCAGUUGGACGAGCUACUCUCCGAUUCGAGACCAAAUUAUGACAAGCAGAUUUCGAAACUCCAAGAUAUCCUCCACAAGCUGAAGAAUGCCAUUGAAUCUCUCCCGGAAAGAUCGCCUAAACCGGCGCUCGAAGCGGAGAAGGAGCUGCGCAGCAAACACGGUAUCGCUGUUCCAUACCCCGACCCUCGUCCUGGAAAGGAUACGAAAUACACUGUGUCGUACAGUCCGCCCGUCAAUGUCAACGUCGUUGGGAGCUUUUCCCUGAGGAAUGGUGCUAAAGCAGCUGCGCCGUACACAAUCGACCUGGCCGUGACGAUGCCGAGCUCCCUCUUCCAGGAAAAAGACUAUGUCAAUUACCGCUACUUCCACAAGAGAGCAUACUACAUCGCUUGCCUUGCGGCCGGAAUCAAGGAAACGAAAGAUCUAGACGUUGGUGUCAAAUUUGGAUUCCAAGAUGGUGAUAGUCUUCGGCCGAUUAUCAUAUUGGAACCUAACGAUUCAGCAAGCAGCGGCGUGAAACACGCGAAAUCACAAAUCCGCGUUAUCACCGCGAUCAAGGAUGACCUGUUUCCCAUCACGCGAACUCUCCCAAUGAAAAACAACAUUCGCCAAGGUUCAAAGGACAAUCAAGAAGAUGGGCAGCCGACUCCCUAUUACAACGCCGCUCUUCGCUCAGAGGCUACUGUCGGACUUUUCCACAAGCUCUUGUAUUCGACUGCCAAGAACUGCGAGGCUUUCAGGGACGCUUGUAUACUCGGUCGGACAUGGCUUCGCCAGCGCGGAUUUACGUCGUCAUUCCAAUCUGGCGGAUUUGGAGGAUUUGAAUGGGCCGCACUCAUGUCCCUCCUCUUUGAGGGUGGAGGCCCCAACGGUAAACCGGUCCUUCUAAAGUCAUACAGCAGCUAUCAGCUCUUCAAAGCCACCAUGCAAUUUCUUGCGGGAAGGGAUCUCAGGACUCCGUUGUUGCUUUCUGCAAAGGAUAUUACUUUCCCCGAUGGCACACCUGUCCUCUACGAUGGCAAGAGAGGCUUGAACGUUCUUUACAAAAUGACCCCUUGGUCAUAUACGUUCCUCCAACAUGAAGCCGGAAUAACUCUCAAAAUGCUGAACGAGUCUCGAGACGACCAUUUCGAAAAGGUCUUCAUCUUGAAAGUGAACGAACCCAUGCUUCGCUUUGACAGGCUUGUCGAGCUUCCAGUGACAGACAAUGGAAAUACGCUCCAGGCCCUUCGAAACCAGAACUCUGUCUACGAGGUGCUUGGUAGAGCUCUGGGAGAUAGAGCCGAGCUCAUAUACAUUUCUGGCCAGUCUCCCAGACCCUGGCCCCUGGACGCAAAGCCUUCGCGAAGUAAGACCCAUGCAUCUAUAUCCGUGGGGCUCAUCUUGAAUUCGGAACAUGCUAUGCGCGUCGUCGACCAUGGUCCAUCCGCAGAGGAGAAGGAGGAAGCGGCGUCUUUCCGGACGUUUUGGGGUGAGAAAGCCGAAUUGAGGCGUUUCAAGGAUGGUAGCAUCCGAGAGAGUCUUGUUUGGUCCGACCAGCCUUCCUCGCCCUCCAUAGUGUACCAGAUCGUGGUAUACAUUCUGAACCGGCAUUUCAAUUAUGUUGAAGAAGACGUCAAAUACGUCGGCGACGAAUACGACGAUCAGUUGAGGACAUGCGGCCAUGGCGUGGUGUCAUACUCCAGUCCUGCAUUUCAACUAAUCGGAGACGCUUUCAAUUCACUGGAAAAGUCCGUCCAUGCCAUGGAUGAUGUCCCCCUUACUAUCAGACAUCUGGCUCCUGCCAGCCCGUCCCUUCGGUAUACUUCCCUCCAUGUCCAGAACGGCUCGACCGUCACACGUAGCCCAGUGGAUGUCGUGCUCCAGUUUGAAAGCUCGGCGCGGUGGCCCGAUGACCUGACAGCCAUCCAGAUGACCAAGGUGGCUUUCCUUGUCAAGAUUGGCGAUUCCCUGACAUCAUCCGGUGUCGCUUCUACAUGCAAAGUCGGGCUGGAGAACGAAUCCAGCCAAAUCCUCAAUAACGCCUUCCUGGAUAUCGUCCAUGAGUCCGGCGUCAUCUUCCGUUUGAGAAUUCAUCAUGAACGGGAACAGACAUUGCUGGAGCGCCAGUUGAAGGAGAAGGGAGCGAGCCCACAGGCCAAACAAGAAAUCGCUUUCGCGUUAUCUGCCUAUAAGCGGCUUUUCAACCAAUCCACUCGCCUGACACAAGCGAUCCGCACAUUGUGCACGCGCUUUCCUCUCCUCUCGCCGACCAUUCGUCUCGUCAAGCAUUGGUUCAACUGCCAUCUUUUCACCGGUUAUAUCAACGAGGAAGUGAUCGAGCUCUUGGUGGCACGGGCCUUCACCCAGCCUUUCCCGUGGGAGAGCCCCUCGAGUGUGAUGGCCGGCUUUUUAAGAACCAUCCACUUCCUUUCACGAUGGGACUGGCAGCAAGAGCCCUUGAUGGUCGAUCUGGGCGGGGAACUGACGCCGGAAGUCAUUGAGACCAUUCGCACUCGUUUCUCUGCCUGGAGAAAUAUCGACCCGGCCAUGAACAGUCUUGCCCUCUUUGUCGCCUCCGAUAUCGACCACGACGGCGUGACAUGGACGCAAUACGAGAUGCCACCGAAGGUUGUGGCUGCUCGGAUGUCUAGCCUUGCCAAGGCAGCGGUGAAGCUGCUGCGGGAGAAGGGAUAUGCCCUCGAUAUCUCAGAGUUGUUCCAGACGUCUCUGGAGCCUUAUGAUUUUAUCAUCACUCUGCGCAGCAAGGUAUUGGACGGCCGCUCAGCAUCAUCGACGAAAUUCAAGAACCUGAACCCAGCCCUGGGAGACCCUGCCUCCAACUCGACUGUCGUGAAGUCCUUCAUCCGUGAUCUGCAAGCCUGCUUCAACCCGAACAUUCUUUUCUUCCAUGGAGACGAGUAUAGCGAUGUGAUUGCGGGACUUUGGAACCCGCAAACCACAAAACCGAAGGGUUGGAGCCUGAAGACCGCUUAUUCGACGAUUCCGAGCGUGCUCGAGGAUGCAGAGGCGGAGCAUGGUCAGGUCUCCAUAAAUCGUGAUGCUAUCCUGAAUGAAAUCUCCCGGCUGGGCGCAGGCUUAGUGGACAAUAGAGCUUUCGGACCAAACACGUGA